Messenger RNA from Hypanus sabinus (Atlantic stingray), 4016 nucleotides. RefSeq names its product cell adhesion molecule 1-like. Gene Ontology annotation, cellular component: plasma membrane; neuron projection; synapse. Gene Ontology annotation, molecular function: signaling receptor binding. The transcript has 11 exons. Lineage: Eukaryota; Metazoa; Chordata; Chondrichthyes; Myliobatiformes; Dasyatidae. Gene Ontology annotation, biological process: detection of stimulus; susceptibility to natural killer cell mediated cytotoxicity; cell recognition. The record is from RefSeq and is a predicted model, not a curated record. The annotation marks the transcript as partial.
UCCUUCUUCCCCCCCCCCACCGCCCUGCUCUCCUGCUCUUCCCGGCUGAUCCCCCUGCUGACAGGCACCUCUCAGGAGAUCGAAGUCGACGCUCAGAACCUGGAGACGGACGACGUGGAGGUGGUGGAGGGGGGAGUGGCCACCAUCAGCUGCCGGGUCAAGAACAACGACGACUCCGUCAUCCAGCUGCUGAAUCCCAGCCGACAGACCAUCUACUUCAGGGAAGUCCGACCUCUGAAGGAUAACCGGUUUCAGCUGGUGAACUUCUCGAGCAGCGAGCUGCGGGUCUCCCUCUCCAACGUCUCGCUGGUCGACGAGGGCAAGUACGUCUGCCAGCUCUACACCGACCCUCCGCAGGAAGCCUACGCCACCAUCACGGUUCUCGUCCCCCCCGAGACCCCGACCAUCGACGCUGACAAGGACGUGGUGAACGAAGGGGACGAGGUGGAAUUCACCUGCAGCACCAGCGGCAGUAAGCCGGCCGCCGUGAUCACGUGGAUGAAGGGCGACGAGGAGAUACCAGAAAGCACAAGCACCUUUGAAGAGGAGGAGAAGCUGUUCAACGUGACGAGUAAGCUGGUGAUGCGGGUGAGCCGGCUGGAUGACGGACUGCCCGUCACCUGCCAGGUGGAACACCCGGCCGUGAAGGAUCUGCAGGCCGUGAAGGAGCUGCAGGCUCAGCGAUACUUGGAUGUGCUAUGGAAUGGUUUACCAGAAGAUGCUUGGUGUUGGCGGGAACACGGGGGUGCGCUGGGGCAGGAGACCCCGAGCGGCUGCGUGCAGCUACAGCCGGCGGCGUGGAAGGUCACUGGCGCGCCCACGCUUGUCUGGCAGCGGCUGGACGAGGAAAUGCCGGAGCGGGCCAUUUUGUCCAUCGAGAACCUGGUCCUGGAGUCCCUGAACAAGUCCGACAACGGGACGUACCGCUGCAAGGCCUUCAACGACAUCGGGGAGUCCCAUGACGACUACCUCCUCUACGUCUACGAUGCACCCACCACCCCACCACCCACUACAACCAUCAUCACCACCACAAACUUCCCUACCAUCUCUAAAGCCACAUCGCCGACUGCAGAGCCAUCAAGUCACGACCCGAGAGCGGGCACCGAGGUCGCGGGAUCGGUCGACCAUGCCGUCAUCGGGGGAGUGGUGGCCGUCGUCGUCUUCGCCAUCCUGUGCCUGCUCAUCGUCCUUGGACGAUACUUCGCCAGACACAAAGGCACGUACUUCACGCACGAGGCUAAGGGGGCAGACGACGCCGCGGACGCGGACACGGCGAUCAUCAACGCGGAGGGCGGGCAGAACAACUCCGACGAGAAGAAGGAGUACUUCAUUUAAGCCGAGUGCGGUCAGUCGGAGGUGUCCAACUGUUGACAUCUUGCCGGUUGGAUGUUACUUUUCUUUUGGCAUGGUGGACAGGAGCGAGUCGUGUACAGUGUUGGGGUUGAGGGUCCCUCGGGUGGGAAACACAGGCGGUUCAUUUGGGCGACUUCCACAGUUUGACACCUCUGCGACGGCCCGAGCCAGUCUUGGACUUAGUUUAGAGCCUCCCAUUUGCAGAAAACUCCGUGCCUUGUUUUCCCUGCAGACACGCCAGCCUGUUGAACGAUUGCUGUUCGGAAAGCCGGGCGGAGCUAGAAACUCCCCUCCCUUUCUACCCCCGUAGCGAUCCGCGGCGGGCCCAAUGUUUUGUUUCCGCCGCAGAGGGAUGCGGAGCGAGCACUUUUCUGCAAGUGAAGGGUUUUUCUUUUCCUUCUUUUAUUUCGGGUGUGGCGAGACUGACGCUAAUUUUGUCCUCUUCUGUAGACGGUGCGAUGUAGGGUACCUCAAACUGUCCGGCCAUUUCUUUUUCCUUUUAUUUUAUUUUAUUUUAUUUUUUUUUUGCACAAGUGACCGGGCAUCUGCAGCGAAACGCAUUUCGUGCCUGGCCAAGGCCGGUCUUUCGCCUUUUCUGUGAUGCAGAGGCUGUGUUGAUACACCACGGUGGGAGCUAAAAAGCUCUCGUUUUUAAAAGAUCUCAUCAGUCUUUCUCAAUUGGCCUUAUUCUUAAUAUGGUUUGCCAAAAAAAUAAAACAAUUAUCCACGCUCACGAUCCCUGUUGCAACGUUCGUAACCCCUGACCCCCCCCCCCCAAGGGUGUUCAUUGCCGCCUUGGGGGAGGGGGAGGUGAAUGAUUCGGACAGUUCAAUUUGGAUUCAUAAACACAGCAUGGAUUUAAAAAGGCACAAUCCCUUUCUUCACAUCUGCACGGUUUAUAUUUAAAACUUUCAUGGAUUGUGUGUGCAUAGAUCCCUUUAAACAGCUGUGCGUGUGUGAGUGCGCGUGUUUUUUUUUAAGAAGAAAAGAAGAGAAUCGAGGCCGUCAUGGAAGUCUUUGUGUCCUUGUGAAAUGCUACUCGUGUUCUAUUUAAAAGGUUUAAUUAAAACUGAUCAAAACGCUGUACAGGAGGCUGUAGUAUUUAAAUGGAAGUUAAUCGUAUAUCCUGCUUGGAUCACUCAUCCGUCCUGUGUCUGCCAUUAUUAAGGGAUAGUGCCUCUUUAAAGAGCGAAGAAGUUGCCUUAAAAAAAAAUAUGAUACUACCACCUUGUGUUUUGGCAUAAACAUUUUUCGAUACCCCACCCCUCCUCCGAAACCCCACCACCCACCCCCCAACACCCAAAUCAUUUACCCAGCAGAGGAAGCGAGAAUCUGCCAAGGCAUCUCGUUUGGAACGCUUCUGCCAAACAGAACGUUUGCCUCCCGGACCCGUCGCUCCGCAGUUUGGGGGUGGGGUGGGGGGGGGGGGGGGCGAGGCGCCUUGGCAGAUUCCGGAUUCAAGGCAAGAUCUCUUCCCCUGCCCUCCACCCAGUACACAGCCCAGUGACAUAGCUUUACCCGAAGAGGGUUCGUUUUAGGCUAAUUUUCUUUCGAGGGUAUUUCCCCCCCCCCCUUCCACCACCCCCCAACCCCGAGAUUUAUCGUCACAACGCGCGAUACACUAUCAUAUCUUUCAGAGUGGACCGGGGAGAGUGAGUUAGCCCCACAGCGUGUCCCGCGCGGGAGCGUGCCGUGCCUCAGUGGCGCUGUGGGAGCCCGCGGCGGCUGUGUCCAUCUUAGUCCAGGCUCGCCGAGCUUCCUCGGCAAGUUCCAGGGGAGCGGAGGUGGAUUGCUGGAGGGUGUCACGCCCGCGUGAUCCUUGACGACAAACAAAAAUAACACUCGGUAACUCCGCCUGAGAGGAAAAGAGGUCACCACAGUAGUGCGGGGAAUGUGAUGUCACGCUCUAACUUAAAUAAGAAGUGGUUUAACGUGUCUUGUCGCUGUUUAAAAAUCUCUUGGAGUAACUUGCGCCCCCCUCUCCCCCUUGGCUUUAGGUUUUUGAUCUGUACGACAGUGUGGUAGUGUUACUGAAGUUGGUCUAAUUAUUUUUCAGAAAAAGCAGUUCAGACUUGUUGUGUCUCAGGAAUGUGCGUUCCGAAUGGCUCUUUGCAAAGGAUGUGCCCCCCCCCCCCCCUCCGCCCUCCGUCCCUUCCCACCCACACACACACGCGCGCGCGCGCACAUCUAAACGUGGCAAAUUCAAGAGUUUCGGUCGUACAUGUUCCUUUCCGUUGUUGCGUGAGAAUCCGUUUUGGUUUGGGUCGAAUUCCUCUCCGAUGCAGUGCACUGUUUCGAUUGUAAUUUGUAUUACUUUGUAUAGAGUUAGUUCGACUAAUUGGGUAUGUCAUGUGCAAAAACGAGUAUUGUGCAAAAUUGGUUUUAAAAAAAAAUGGGUACAAAGUUAAAGAUUAUUGCUGUGUUCCAUAUGCAUAUUAGGUCUAAGCCUUUAGGCACCACGGCUGUUUGCUUCGGGCAUUUCUCAUUUGUUGUGUACACACGGGCUCUGUUGUGUAUUGAUAGGACCUCCCAUUGUUCUCCACACCGUUCCUUUUUAUUUUGUACCAUUUCAUGUAUGCCAUUUUUACAGGAGAAAAAAAAAAGUCUAGAAAAAAAACUACUGAAGCGUUAUUGACUUCUUAAUAAAAAAAAAGUUAAAUGUU